GGAAUUUCGGGGGUCGCGGGGGGCGUGGCCGGCGCUUUGUGGGCGUGGCCUCAGGGGCAGCGGGUGACACGUGCCCAAGGGGGCGUGGCCAACGGAAUGAGCGGGACAUUCUGUCCCUGAGUGGGCGUGGCCUAUCCGGAGGCGUGACCGUGCCCAGGCCGACCCCCGAGGGCCGCCGGGAGCGCUCCCGGGACGCCGCCCGGUGCCGGCGCAGCCGCGAGGCCGAGGUGUUCGGGCAGCUGGCGCUGGCGCUGCCCUUCGCCCGCGGCGUCAGCGCCCACCUGGACAAAGCGUCCAUCAUGCGCCUGACCAUCAGCUACCUGCGCGUGCAGCGCCUGCUGGCCGCGG
Messenger RNA from Passer montanus (Eurasian tree sparrow), 348 nucleotides. RefSeq names its product hypoxia-inducible factor 3-alpha-like. Gene Ontology annotation, molecular function: DNA-binding transcription factor activity, RNA polymerase II-specific; protein dimerization activity; RNA polymerase II transcription regulatory region sequence-specific DNA binding. Lineage: Eukaryota; Metazoa; Chordata; Aves; Passeriformes; Passeridae. Gene Ontology annotation, biological process: regulation of transcription by RNA polymerase II; cellular response to hypoxia. The annotation marks the transcript as partial. The transcript has 2 exons. The record is from RefSeq and is a predicted model, not a curated record.